Molecule: messenger RNA, 1932 nt
Organism: Effrenium voratum
Lineage: Eukaryota; Dinophyceae; Suessiales; Symbiodiniaceae
Source: the annotation of a GenBank genome assembly
AUGUCCACCUGGUUUUGUGCACCGAGGCUGCCGAUCCAAAGCUUUGCACGCCUGGAGCUCGCGAUCCUUGCUCCUGAUGCAGCUCACUCGGUGCCCUGCUGCAAGUCAAUGGUCUACCGGGAUGAUCUGGGAGGUCGGCUCGGCGCCCCUGGUGCGCAGCCCCGCGGCGGGAACCGCGGCGGACGGGUCGCGGUGCCCUAUAAGGGUGCCUCACCGCUACUGCGGUCUGUCGCUCACCUGGGCUCGGUGCUGGCGGCCUCCAGCUUUGCCACCGCAGGCCCAUUGCUGCCCCUCCACGCCCUCGCCCGCCUGGACCUUUCGCCUCCCGCGCCGAAGCGCGCGCGACCCGGCGCCGCAGCGUUGGCCUUGGGGCUGGUGCACAUGGGACCUCCGCCACCGGUCCGUAGCUCCGCGCGUCUGGGCCCUGCGCCUUCGGCGCUGAGCCUCGGGUCCUUGGACCCGCCGCCGCCGCUGCGAAGCGCCGCGCAGCCAGGCCCGCCGCUUCCCGCUUCCAGCCCUUUGCGUUUGGCGCCGCCGCCCUCGGCUCCGGACAUGUCGCACCUCGGCCCGACGCCGCUGGCGCGGAGCUCCGCGCGGCUGGACAUGCCAUCGCCAGUCUCGGACUUCGCCAAACUGGGAGCAUCGCCAUCCAUCCGCGGCCGCGUGCGCCUGGGCGCCUCACUUUUCGCCUGCGGAUUUUGCAGCGCCAGCAAGCUGCUCACGCUGUCGGUGGUGGAUGCCCUGCGCGUGGAGUCUUCCUCGUUCGCUCGCGGCUUCGCGCGGCCUGAGCUGCCGCCACCCGUCCCGGACUGCAGUUGCUCGGGCUUGCCACCUUUGCUGCGAUCCAUUGCUUGGCUUGACCCUCUUCCAGUUGCUUGGGGUGGCGCGCGCCUUGGGCUUCCUUCGUCCGCACUGGGCUUUUCGCAUCCGGGCGCUUCGCCGGCUCUGCGUGGUCGCGCGCGCCUUGCACCGGCGGCUCCUGUGGUGAACUUUGCGCAGCUGGGGAGCUUCCCGUCGGCGCGCAGCAUGCUACGCCCAGACUUCGCCCUCUCGGUGCUGGGGCCUGCGCAAGGCGGCAGUCUCUCGGUGCUGGGCUGCAGUCAUUCAGAUGCCUCGUCAUCGACCCAGAGCUCUGGCUGCCCAGAGUUUGUGAUUUCAGUGCGUGGUUUUGCAUCGCUGGCAUUGUCGCCUUCACUUCAAGGCUUUCUGCAGGCAGACGUGCCACCCCUCGUUCUCGGCCUGCUGCGAUCGGGUUCUACAUCUUUUGUUUCAUCCUUCGCCUCCCUGGGCAUUUUUUCGACUCUGCGCAGUGCUGCCUGCUUUGACGCAUCGCUGGCUGUGUGCAACCUUGGCUGCUCGGAGUUUUUGCCUUCCCUUCGGAGCUCUUCCCAUUUGGGUGUGCCGCCCUUUGCUCCAAGCGCUUUGCGCCUGGACGCGUCGCCCUCCACCUCCGGGUUUGCCCACUUCGGUGCCCCGCCAAUGCCGCAGAGUUCCGCGCGCUGCGGCCCGGCCGCGCCCGUGUCAGACUGCUCGCACCCGGGGCCCUCGCCGCUGCCUCGGGCGAUUGCCCGCGCAGGGUCCCUGCUGCCACCUUGCGGCACGGCGCGGUGUGGAUCCACCUUGCCAGUGCUGGGCUGCUGCCACCUGGAAUUGUUUAUGAUUUCGCAAAGCCUCGCAUGGACAGAUUCUGCGCCCAGUGUCCUUGACAUGGCUUUGCUGGGAGUGUUUCCGCUGCUGCGGACUCGCAUGUGCGUGGACCUGGUGCUGCCUGUUGCUGGCUCAGCCAGCCUUGGCCCACCCUUGGCAGCGACGGAUCAUUCGCUCUUCGACCCAUCGCUGUUCAUUCGGAGCCUUCUUCACUCAGACUUCGUGGCGUUUGCUCCGAGUCUCAGCCAGCCUGGCACAUCCCUGAUGUUGCAAUGCAUCUCUUGA